Messenger RNA from Closterium sp. NIES-67, 2377 nucleotides. Lineage: Eukaryota; Viridiplantae; Streptophyta; Zygnematophyceae; Desmidiales; Closteriaceae. The record is from the annotation of a GenBank genome assembly.
UCGGUACCUUCACUGACGAGAUGGCGGAGAGCCUACCUACCGUAUCGGCGACACAGUAACCUCCAAUGAUCCUCCGCUCUGCCAGUCGAGCUCUUUCCUCUCGUGCGACCCUCCAACGCGUCGACGUGUCGGACUCACUCAAGAGAGAUUCUUGGAUCGAAUCCAGCAUGCCACGUCGGAUGGGACCCUCCGACCGUUCCGAGCGCCGCGUCGGGCCCGUUAUUGUACCGAGGCGCCAUGCCACGUCAGAGCGAGCUCUUCCGAGAAAUGGCGCAGGAAGACACUCCAGCAGACAUCACGGUACUCGGGGUGGAUAUUCGAGGCGCCUAAAGAAUCGCAAAAAGCCAGCAUGAUGCCACUCAUUUCCAGAUGGCAUCAAGAGUACUCCGGGCAAUUCCGGAUUGGCCCGUUCGUCGCGACACCUGGCGCCUUCUCGCGGUCAUUCCAGCAUGCUGCUGGUCAGCAGCGAUAGACUCCACGCCUACCUUGCGGCCUCUCUCGUUCAGAGGCGCCUCGAAACCAGUCUCCGCGCCCUCUCGCGCCCUCUCUCGCAGCCAGCCGUGCUACGAAGCCGAGAGCCGCCGCCAGAAUGUGCUGCUGCUGUGCUGGGAUUCUUUCAUGCGCCACUGGCCCAUGCUUUGAGUCGACUCAGAACGACAUUACUACCACUCGGAUUCUUUCGUGUGCCACGAGCCCAUCGUCGAUGAGAUCGACGAGCGCAAUCGCUUCUUCACGAGCUUCGCUUCUUCACGAGCUUCGCUUCUUCACGAGCUUCGCUUCUUCACGAGCUUCGCUUUAUCUUCAGACGACCAGCGACUCGGACUCGAGUCUUUUUCUUUCUUAAGAUUCUCAACUGCGGUGCACGUGGGACCAGCAACCCACCGACCCUGCGACCCAGCAAACCAGCAAACCAGCGACCCAGAAACCUAGCAACCCAGCGACCGGAACUGAAUGGCGCCGGUGAUACUUAGAGCUCUCCUCUUCUCCCUCGUGGCAGCAGCGCUCGUCUCUCCAUGCGCCUCCCAGCUACCAUCCGACUGGUUCCUGCCGUGGCCCGGCCGCCUCAAAUGCACUCUAGCAGCGAGUCUGAGCGGGCGGCAGGUGAUGACGGGCAGGAAGGGCGAUCUGCGCGCCACUGGCUCAGCCACCAUCUCUGCCUUUGCGUUUCGCUCCCAUGUGCAUGUGAAGGUGCACAUUCGCGUGAACAAUCUCACCGAGCCCUCAGAGCCACUCACUCAGAGCAUCCACCGCGGGUGGCGCUGGCAGAACGGGGCCAAUGUGUGGGACGUGGACGGCAUGUGGGUGCGCAAAAAGGGCGGCUUAGAGCAAGACAUGUGGUUCAAAAACGCCAAGACGCUGGUACUGCGCAAGUAUGGGUCGGUGUAUGGGCUGCUCAGGUGGAUGAGUGUUAUGCCGGGUUUGUUUUAUCUGAAUGUGAAUACGCAGAUGUUUCCUUAUGGGGCACUUAGAGGGCAGCUUGUGCCCAUGUUACCGCACACACCUGUCCACAGCAAGGUUCAACGGGUCUACUCGAUUGCAACCAUGGCGCGCAGGCUGCGAUCAGUCACAGGCCUCGUCCCGCUUCUACUCCUCGCUAUCCUCGCCCGAGCCACCACCGCCUCUGCAAAUCAUCCCGACGUUGCGAGUCGUGACGUCGGAGUCGCGGCGAAUCAUAACGUCGCGGACGGCAUCGCGCUGAACGACACGCGCUCGCUGUUGGAGAUCGGAGUCACUCCCACGCAUCGCGCGUCGAGAAAGCUCGGCAUCCUUCCGUUCCCCGGCUUCCUCAAAUGUGCGCUGGUGGCGUAUAUGGAUGCGGGCAGCGUCCAGUCCAUCUUUGGGGGCGACCCUGGUGCUGACGGCGUGGCGCUGGUGCAAGUGUACAGGUACAAUGGGCGGACCAACGUGAACAUCCGCCUGAGAGCACACGCCCUCUCCUCCUCACCCAUAACCCAAACGGUCAACAAGGCGUACUCGGGCAGCAACGGGCUGCCCGUGUGGGUAGUUUCCGGGCAGUGGUCGCGCGACAACAACAACGACGUGUACACCCUGCAGAAGUGGUACUACGAGGCCAAUAAGAAGUACCCGCCGGGGUCAACCAGCUCGGUGUACUCCAUAGUGCGGGCCAUGGCGGCUGAUCCCAGGAGGUACUAUGCGCUGGUGAGCUCGCUGACUCGGCCGCUCGGGGCGAUCCGAGGGCAGUUCCGGCGCACACUGCCGUUCCUGCUGUACCCAUGGAACCCGUGCUGAAGUGCUGCAGUGCUGCAGUGGUCAAAAGGACGCUAGGAGCUGCCGAGGUGCACUGGCUAGGAUGGCGUGAGUCCCGAAGCAGACAGUGUGAAGUCGGUGCUAGUAGUGUUGCGUGCAUUGUGGUACC